Messenger RNA from Aquila chrysaetos chrysaetos, 7666 nucleotides. It is a transcript of the gene EPB41L5, whose product is annotated as erythrocyte membrane protein band 4.1 like 5. The record is from RefSeq and is a predicted model, not a curated record. Bases 119 to 2434 code for a protein of 771 amino acids. The transcript is spliced from 26 exons. Gene Ontology annotation, cellular component: cytoskeleton. Gene Ontology annotation, molecular function: cytoskeletal protein binding. Lineage: Eukaryota; Metazoa; Chordata; Aves; Accipitriformes; Accipitridae.
GCUCCCUCACCGCCCUCCCGCCCCCAGGGCCUUGAGGAGCCGCCGCGGGGACGCGCUCCCGCCGCCCCCGGCUCCGCCGCUCCCGCCGCCCGGGCCGCGGGGCCGCCCGCCAGCAAAGAUGCUGAGCUUUUUCCGUCGAACCCUUGGAAGGCGGUCUAUGCGUAAGCAUGCGGAGAAGGAGCGGCUGAGAGAGGCCCAAAGAGCUGCAACCCACAUCCCUGCAGCUGGGGAUGCAAAAUCCAUCAUUACUUGCCGAGUAGCGCUGCUGGAUGGAACGGAUGUCAGCGUGGACUUACCGGUACGAAAAAAAGCCAAAGGCCAGCUCCUGUUUGAACAGAUCAUGUAUCAUCUGGACCUUAUAGAAAGUGACUACUUUGGAUUAAGGUUCAUGGAUUCCGCACAAGUGGCGCAUUGGUUGGACAACACAAAAAGCAUUAAAAAGCAAGUUAAAAUUGGCCCACCGUAUUGUCUGCAUUUUCGUGUAAAGUUUUACUCAUCAGAGCCCAACAAUCUACGUGAAGAGCUAACAAGGUAUUUAUUUGUUCUGCAGCUGAAACUGGAUAUUCUUAGUGGAAAAUUGGAAUGCCCUUUUGACACAGCCGUCCAGUUGGCAGCUUAUAACAUGCAAGCUGAACUUGGAGACUAUGAUCCUGCUGAACAUGUCCCUGAACUGGUGUCUGAGUUCAGGUUUGUUCCCACUCAGACUGAAGAGAUGGAACUAGCCAUUUUUGAAAAGUGGAAGGAAUGCAGGGGGCAAACACCAGCACAGGCUGAAACUAACUACUUAAACAAAGCUAAGUGGCUGGAAAUGUAUGGUGUAGACAUGCAUAUAGUCAAGGCAAGAGACGGCAAUGAUUACAGCCUGGGACUAACACCUACAGGAGUUCUUGUCUUUGAAGGAGACACAAAGAUUGGUUUAUUUUUCUGGCCAAAGAUAACAAGGCUUGACUUCAAGAAGAACAAACUCACUCUAGUUGUUGUUGAAGAUGAUGAACAGGGAAAGGAGCAGGAGCACACUUUUGUCUUUAGACUGGAUCAUCCCAAAGCCUGCAAACACUUGUGGAAAUGUGCAGUGGAACAUCAUGCCUUCUUCCGGCUCCGAGGUCCUGUCCAAAAAGGCUCAAGUCGAUCAGGCUUCAUUCGGUUAGGAUCCCGGUUCCGAUACAGUGGGAAGACAGAAUAUCAAACCACCAAGACCAACAAAGCCAGGAGAUCAGCAUCCUUUGAAAGAAGGCCCAGCAAGAGGUAUUCAAGACGAACACUGCAAAUGAAAGGACAUGCUGCUAAACUUGAAGAAACAAGUACUGCAAACAAUGCUGUUAGCAACCAAACUAAUGGAUCACAAAGCUGGAAUGCAAAGCCAAACCUACCUGUCCUAACAGUCGUUCCUUCUGCCCCAGUCUUAGUGGAAAUAGAAAACCUCCCAAGGAGCCCAGGAGCCAGCCAGCAAGACAAGAAGUGCGUACCUCUUGUUGAUUUGCUAGACAGCACGGAGUUACCAGAAACUUGUGUUGAUGAUGCCGUAGGCCGUCAAGUUGUUGGCUUGGCAACAGGAGAUUCAGAAGAGGCUGUUAGUUGCCCUCAUCCUGGCACAAAGGAAACUGCUGCUGAAAAAGUAGACACUGAUCUAUUUGAAGACACAUUCCUAAAACUGAAGCAGCUGGAGACAGAGCGCAGCAGCCCCGUGCCAACUGAGCGUCCCAACGUAAACAUAAAUGUACAGGGUGAAGUGGUAAAGUUGACAGAUAAAUGUCUUAACAAUGCAAUUGAGAGCCCAAUCACAGCAGCAACGUGGCUUCCAGCAGAUAUCAAAAGUAAUAUCCUGAAGGCCCAGGCGGAAGCAGGGCACAAGGUCAUAAGAGAAGACAGCCUGACAGGUGUCAAGAAUUCCAAUAUUCAGGACGCUGCUGCCAGGAACAUUCUACCGUCAGGCAAAGCACAGAGUAGUAGUCCCCCAGCAACCAGUCCAGUAUUUCAAGACCCAAGAGAGCUGCUGAAGGCAAUCCCCGCCUCAAACAGCUUUGUUCCUAAUGUGUUAAAUGAGGACAACGCUGCCUCUAACCAUGAGGACCUGCUGAUUCCAGCUAAUCUGGCUCCUGCUGAGGCGGCUGCUGUAUCAAAGAGCACUCCAGAUGACCAGGACGUUUCCUUAACAUCAUUGACAGAGAAUCUAAUUGACUUUACAGAAGCCACACCUCGGGUGUCUUCCCAGCCCACGAUAAUACCGAGGUGGAUAGUGCCAACUGGACUGAUUUCCAACGGGCCUUUGGGAAAUGAUGUUGCCUUAGCUAUGAAGGCAGUGAAAGGCAGCAUGGAGACUCUGACGUCGUCAGCUGGAUUGCCACCAUCCCAGCAGACAUCCGAAGUCCUUGCAAGCCCAGUCACUGAGGAUGCUACAAUAAGAACAAAAUGUUUACUCACCACUGAACUCUAGAAGAAGGAGCUUCUGCACUUCCCACCUUGUAAAAACUCAAAUCUACUAACAUAUCUCCAAGGGAUCCUUCCAAAAGACUUGCUUGGGAUCAAACUCUUGCUGAACAGGAGUCAAACAGCCGGCUGGUUUGCUAGGAUCCAGGAAGAGACUUCUACAUUUAUUGCAAUCUAACUGGAAUUACAGUCUAAACCGGGAUAUAAAACCACAUGCACGUUUGAUCUUCUCCCUCAGGAGAAGUGAAAUACCACACUGGAGCUAGUUCUGAAUGUGAGGAACAGAAUCUAGCUGUGUUCCACUCACGCUAGGUUUAGUCUUACUUACCCUGUGCUGCCUCUCAAGUGUUAAUAGAAAGCGUUCACUGUGAUGUUAGCUAUGUAGUGUGAGAGCACGGUAUCCCUGACCUCUGUAGAUUAAUAUUGGAAAGAUUAGAACUUGUAGGGCCACCUUGUGGCCAUACUAUGUACGGUGGCUCACAGUUUCAUACGGCCAAGGACAUUUUCUUCUGUGUGAUUAUUCUCUGUUUUUUCUUUGUUUUACCAACACAUACUCUCCUUUUUGGCCUUAAACCCCUUAAUAAUCCUCGCACCUCUUGUUACACUACCUGUAAAGAAUGAAAAUCUAGUCCCUCAAUGACCAACUACAUUGACUGGAUUUGAGCUGCUUGUUGCAACCAGGAAAAGACAAAUUAACCUGCCAAACAGCUUACAGCAUUAGCAGACUACAGCAGAGGUCCCACAUUUUUGACACUGAUUAUUUCAUUUCCUAUAUGACUCAAAUACAUGCAUUUUAGGCUGGAGAUUUGUAUGUUUUAAAUGCUGAAGCAGUGAAGGUAUAAGUACAGUUUACUUCAGGAAUUGCUUAUUGAUAAGUUUUGUUGUCAUAUAGCACUAGGAAGGAGAAGAAUUUUCUUGUUUCUAUUCAUACUGUUUCUGGGUGUUGUUUCCAGAUGCUGUGCUUUGGGAAUACUUACCAGGUAUGUUAGCGGCAUGAGGGUACAACUAGAUCAGUUAACACCACUUCGAAUCCUGUUCCAAGUGUCAUCUAAUAGUUUUAUGUGGAACAAAGAAUAGAAGGAAUAAGGUGAAAACGGGAAAAAAAGAUGAAAAGUUCCUGUGAGCAGUUCACUUCUUUGUAGAAGGAAGGUAGGAGCACUUGCAAGAGCAUGCUCCACAGAGCUGGCGAAGGCCUUUUGGUGCUCAGGUGAAGUACAAGACGCAGUGUGUACAGUUGGAAGAGAUCAUUUGAGUCCUGGGCAGCAGGAUCCUCAUGUGGACAUGUAGGGGUGAGCACAUGGACCCUGGGGAUACAGCCUGUGAAAAGGCCAAUGCACAGUCAGAGGGAGGAGAAAUACAGAAGCCCGAUGAUGAACUCCGCAUCUCCUGACAGGGAAGCACAGAUGGAACAACUGGGAUCUUUCUUUCUUAGGAAGAGGUUUGUAAAUAUGACUGGCAUUGGAGGAUGUUUUCUGCAUAGUGCUGCUGUUUAUAAAUGUUUAUAUACGUGUGGUUCUUAGAAACAAUUUUAAAUGUGAAAGUUGGUUCGGAAACCUGUAAUGCACAGCCUCCUUUCUGCACACCGGCUGCGUGCACAUCUCUCAGUGUAGACACAGAUUUGGACCAAACCACUGCGGGUUGUGCAAGUAAGCUGGUGCCCAGCUAGGUGGCUGCUUUUGGACUAGGGCAUUCUUACUGCUGCUCUUGUGCUCUCGUUUGCAAGAUGCCGAAUGAGUGUGUUAAGAAAGAAGCCACGUGGCAUUUACUUGGCCCACUGCCACUCCUGAAAACCCCCGAGGCCUUAAUGGAGCAACACAGAAACGAUGGGGAGCUCUUAGAACCGACAUACCAGAGUGACUCUCUGCAGACGGUGAUUUGCAGCCGUUGCCUCAAGAGCUGGGAGUCAGAAUUGGUAGCAGGCGCUUCAGGUCCCCCCUCUAGCCAGCGCCUAAAGCACUGCGCGGGCAGGCUCCCCGCUCCCCGCACUGCCAGCCGCUGGGGAGCUGCUCUUCUGGACCAGGUGGGGUGUUUCUGCUCGCCAGCCGUUCAGCUCUGUCACUACUUCCAGUUGAGUAUUGGCUUUUUUUAUACUUUUAAGUCUGAGCCUUAUUGCAUAUUAAAGUAGAAGGUUCCCGAUUCAAAUAUCAAAUGUCUUAGUCUGGAUUAAUAAUACAGUUGCCAGCAAAGUUCCUGCAGGAAAAGGGAAGCUAUGGCUGCAACAGUCUGCUUCCUGCACAAAGCCAGGACUGUGUGGGGAAACUUGGCACUUGCUAUUGAUCUGUUUGCUCAGCAGCUGAGCUGGCAUUCGCCAGCUACAUGUGUUGGUUUUGUAAAUAGACAGAAUGCAGUAGCAUUUUCUUUAAGGCAUGUUUGAUAUUUGACUCUUCCCAUUGGGUUCAGGAGCUCUGUGAACUGUUAGCUUGAAUCCCUCCCAAAAGUAGAAUAACAGAAGCUUACAGUUUUACAGCAUUGCGUGUUGAAUACCAUCCUUGGAUUCCUCCCGAGCAGUCACAUACAGCAAAUAACAAGUAAAUAACAUGUGUGGUGAGUGCGUCCCCCUAAAAUCUAAAUGGUUCCAAGUAGCCAACUGUUAUUUCAGCAUGGUCGGGAUAGUGGUGAUCAGAGGGGAAUGUUGUAUUUACACACAACGUGAGCACACACGAAAAUUCAGAGAGGCGUGGUCUUCCUCAAUUUUCAGAGGACUAAAGCUUGAAACUUUGUUUAAAAAUUCAAAAUUUUCAACUGUUAAAUUGGGACUUGCAAUUUCUAGUAGAUUCGGGUCUGCAAACCCGACUCUUCCCAGUGAUAUCUGAUACUGGGAGCAAAUAUCCACUCCAUUUAAGUCAACGUAGCUCAUUUAGCUGAUCCAAAUCAUUGGUUAUGUAGGGAGCCUGGCGAGACUGAGGGACCACAGUUACGUGAUCUGAACAGACACAUAGGUAGGUAUCUGAACAUCCUGUAGUUUGGCACCGCUGUUUUGCUUUAAAACUAUAGGUAUGAUGUUGUAUCAUGACUGGCUAACAGGUAACGUAGCAUUACUCAUUACCUGCAUUUUAUCAAACACAAAUAGGUAUAAUAGUUCUUAGAGUUAUUGUUAUAAAGUAUUAAUUAAUGCCUGUGUGCUACUGAGAAAAAGGGAUUUUCUUACGAUUGCUAUACUAUCGAUUGAUUAGCUCUAAGGUCCAACCAUCCUCUAAAAGUUUAUUUUCUGGUAUUUAUUUGAAGAGAUUUAUAAAUAAAACUUUUGUGUGAAUCUGGUGUUGGGAUGUUGGCAGGUCUGCCAACCACUUAAAAGCUGUAAGAGUUGACAGGAAUGAAUAAAUGUGUGUUCUCUUGCAGUCAUUUGGAAGAAGCCAGCUCCCUGAUUUAAAAAAAAAAAAAAAAAAAAAAAAGUUCAAUUUUUUUUUCCCCUAACAAAGUUAUCCCCUAUUGGCUUACUAAUGUAUCUCCCAGCCUGUCCUCAUUAACUGGCCUCGUACCCUUCUGCUGCGUGUGCAUGCAAUGCUGAUCAGCGAUGGGUGCUUUUUUUUUAACUCUAUAAUUAAAAAAUAAUAACUUAAACUAAAAGCAUAAGUGAUCAGAUCUGAAAAUAAAAGUGAUUUUACUCCAGUGAUGCUCCGUAAGUGAUUGGAGUAAAAGAUUUUAUAGAAAUCUUAACACUUAUUAUAACAAAAAAACCCCAGCCCAUAUCUCAAACGGAUGAAUCUUAGGGAGGUGGUGGAUCUUAGAACCGCAUUUCAGUCUCACCCAUUUAGUCCAAGAGGAAGAGAAGCCAGAGAGUCUGCAUGUGCUGAGUACACGGCAACGGUCUUACCAUGGGCUUUUGAAAUGGGUGUUAAAAUGUGGGAGUUAGGCCCUCUUGCACUUGAAUUAAGGAAAUCUCUUCUUUAGUUCAGUGGUAAUGGGGUUUAAUAUUAGGUAAGUCACAUGACAGAAAAUAACUACUUACCUGGUAAUCAGUCAUGGUUAAUGAAUUACCUUGAACGUAUUCGAUUUUAAACUUAAAUUCCACAUAUACUUUGUCAGAGACAGCUGUGUAAAAGCUAUGUUUUGGACAAGUUUUUGGACUCAACUUUGGUGAGCAAAUUUGCAGUAGCAGAAGAGGAGCUCAGGUGGGCAGUCCGGUUACAUUUGGGUCUCUGUCCACAAACUGUUUUCAGCCCUUGCCUGUUAGCCCUUUGUCUGCACCUUGCUCAUUCUUGUUUCUUGAAGCAAAGAUGUACUGUUAAGAUCAGCAUGUCCUUCACAAACAGCACUGGAUAUAUUUUUCACAUUGUGAACAUAUUCUGGUACAACCCAAAUCUUCUACAGAUUAAGUGUUAGCAGCGCUGUUUCACAGCCAGCUAGCAUUUAAAGCUCUAUCUGGGCACAUAGAGUGUUUGUUAGUCUAGAAAGUUGUAGUGUGUGUAUAUAUAUAUAUAUAUAUAUAUAUACACAUAUAUAUAUAGAGCUGUUAGACAUGGUAACGUCACAGCUUUCAAAUGCAGCUGGACAAUCGUAACUUUUAUACCAAAAAAUAAAAAUAAUCCAUGGUAAUGGCCUUUCAGUGUGUAGUCCGUGUGUGCUUGGUCUGAGUGUUAGCACCAUUGCCAUAAGUACAGGGCCCUCCCACCACGCUCAAAUGGAGGUAGAGGCGGUGCGAUUUCACUAAGUGCUGCACUGUCUUGUCACAGCGUUGAGGAGGGAGAUGCAAGCGGUCGGCACAGUCUGUUGAAAGCCAGGAUCCAUCACUCAGCAUCGUGUGUGGUUGUGUGCACCCGCUGGAAGUGCGGAGGGGGUCCUGCCCCUGCGGUGACGUCAGACCCUACGCAGCCCGGAGCCGCAAGGUUCUCCUACAAAAUUCACCUCCUUUUUACUGUUUGGCUUGAGCACUCUGCUGCAUAAACACCCCCCCCCACACACCUGUAACUGGACAAGCGUAUUUUUAAAGUAUGUCAGAAUAUUUUUUUAGCUAGAUAUUUUUGUUUUGUUAAAGCCACACUAACUACUGUAUUUUUACCUUUUAUAUGUAAAGCUUGGCAAUAGCUCUCAAUGUAUAAUUUAUUUGUUGUUUUUUAUAAAACAAAGUGCACCCUCUUCUGUUCCACAACAGUAGUGAUGUAUGAACUGUUUUAGGCACUGCACUGAGAUCUGUAUUGAAACUGUACAUGGGAACAAGAAACUGUGAUUUGUAGUCCACUCAACCCAAUCUUGAAAUGUUUAUACUGUAGUUUUGUCUUAAAUAUACCACAUCAGCGCA